AUGUGCUACCGCUGCGCCACCAACGUCGCCAAGGCCUGCCAGGCAGUCCGCCCCACGCUCCAAGUAGCACCACGUGCUCAGCUUCCUCAACAAUUCGCCCGCCUCAUCCACAACCGCCCGUUCAAGCCGUACAAGGGCACCCCCAUGACUGUGGCGCAAGCGGUUCACCACAACAAAGCCGGAAUGGCUGGUGUUGGCAGCGUGGCAGGUGCGCUGUUGAUUGCAACGGGGGCUGCCAAAUUGUUGAAGACAGUCGAGGAGAACAGCAUGACCGGGGGCAGGGACAGGAAUGGAGUGCAGGCUUAUCUGGCGAGGAGGAACGGUACACUCGUUUGA
Diplodia corticola is the source of this 336-nucleotide messenger RNA. RefSeq lists its product as uncharacterized. The transcript has a single exon. The record is from RefSeq and is a predicted model, not a curated record. NCBI's taxonomy places the organism in Eukaryota, Fungi, Ascomycota, Dothideomycetes, Botryosphaeriales, Botryosphaeriaceae. Bases 1 to 336 code for a protein of 111 amino acids.